AUGAAUGGUCGACGUGUGUCAGGAUUGUUACUCGAAUCUUUAGAUGGGUCAACAAAAAUGCAAUUGCCAACAGUCAUAGAAUGUAAGGAGAUACCAAAUAAUCGCGAUGAGAUUCCGACUCCAGACGUAGCUAAUUAUCACGAUCAUCUUCGUAGCAUUUCACAUGAACUUGAACCUUUAGACGAAAAUGCAGAUAUUCUUUUAUUGAUAGGACGAGACCUUCUAGAAGCUCAUCAUAUAAUUGAACAACGAAUCGGACCAGCUCAUUCUCCAUAUGCACAAAGAUUAGCUUUGGGUUGGGUUAUAAUCGGAGAUGUUUGUAUUGGAAAUAGACAUGUUACAGACUCUGUCAAGUCUUACAAGACAUACAUUCAAGCAGGUGGACGCCCGUCACUCUUAAAACCGUGUCCAAAUGUAAUCAGUGUACGGGAACUGCUGAAAACUCAAAACAAACUUGAUAAUAUUGACUUUGACCUUGAAACAAAAUUGGGAGACGGUGUAUUUGAUCGCACUGAGUUCGAUGAUACACCUGGAAAGUCUAUAGAAGACAAAAUAUUUCUUGAUAUAAUGGAGAAGGAGUUCCACAAGAAUGAACAUGGAAAUUGGUGCGCACCUUUACCCUUUAAACCUAAUAGGGAACGAUUACCAAACAAUUUUCCUAUGGCUUUACGUCGUGCUAAAACACUUGAUAGAAGUCUUCAGUCUAAUAAAGAAAAACGUGAACACUUUUUAGAAUUUAUGCACAAUCUUAUACAAAACAAUCAUGCAGAAAUAGCACCAAAACUUGAUGAAGGAGCAGAAUCGUGGUACCUACCUGUCUUUGGUAUCUAUCAUCCAAAGAAACCUGGAAAGAUCCGUUGUGUUUUUGAUUCCUCUGCCAAAUUUGGAGAUGUGUCACUCAACAAGGUAUUACUACAAGGACCGGAUCUAAAUAAUUCUCUUCUGAGCGUCCUCAUGCGCUUCAGAAAGAAUCGUGUUGCUGCCUCAGCUGACGUUCAGCAGAUGUUCUAUUCGUUUUCUGUUGAUGAGAAGCAUAGAGACUUUCUUCGUUUCAUAUGGCACGAAGACAAUAACCUUGAUAAACAACUAGUAGACUUUAGAAUGACCGUACACGUAUUCGGGAAUAGCCCCUCGCCAGCGGUUGUAACAUAUGGACUACGAAAGUGCUCAAAUUUGACUGAACCAGAUGUCAGAGAUUUUAUUCAGAGACACUUUUAUGUUGACGAUGGCCUCAUAUCAUUAGAUAGCAGUCAGGACAUGAUAGAUCUGCUAACACGAACUCAGAAAACCUUAUUGAAGGAAGGAAAUAUACGCCUUCAUAAGUUCGCAUCAAAUAGUGAUGAAGUAAUGUCCGCUCUUCCACAUGAAGAUCUUACUCAAGACUUGAAGAGUAUAGACUUUGAUGCAGAUAGUGUUCCACUACAGAGGAGUUUAGGGUUGUAUUGGGACCUAGCUACAGACUGUUUUACCUAUCGAAUAUCUGAAGAAAGCAAACCUUUUACACGCCGUGGUGUAUUAUCUACACUUAACAGUCUAUUUGACCCGCUAGGCUUUGUUGCUCCAGUCAUAGUUGAAGGUAAAAUUAUACUGCGUGAGCUUAUGGCGCAAUCUGUUGAUUGGGACGAACCCCUGCCGGAAAACAGCAAAUUGAAAUGGGAAACUUGGAGAAAGUCGCUUAGUGCACUUCAGAACAUUACAAUUCCACGCAUGUAUGUAAGUUCUUCAUUAAGUAAAACACCUACCUUCGAACUUCAUGUCUUUGCUGACGCAUCUGAAAAGGCUAUUGCAGCGGUAUCAUACUUACGAACAAUCAAACCUGAUGGCAACACUGAAACUGGAUUCAUUUUAGGAAAGGCGAAAGUCGCACCUCACCAUGGACACACUAUACCGAGGUUAGAGCUGUGUGCAGCUGUUUUGGCAGUUGACGUAUCAAAGACAGUUGUUGAGAACUUUGAUGAGACUUUCGAUGUUGUUAAGUUUUACACCGACAGCAAGGUGGUCCUGGGAUAUAUUUAUAACCAGACACGUCGCUUUUAUGUUUAUGUGGAACAUAGAAUCGAACGCAUACGUAAGUCAACGGUCCCAGAACAAUGGAAUUACGUUCCAACAUCAGUCAAUCCUGCAGAUCAAGCUACAAGGUCAGUUUCGUCAGAAGAUAUUGGUUCUAGUUCUUGGCUGCAAGGACCAACUAAGUUUAUAAGUGGAGAACUACAAGCUUCUGCAUCUACUGAAACUCUAACGAUACUAGUCAAUCCAGAUUUAUAUAAAGAAGUAAGACCUAUUGUGACAGUUACAAAGACUACAAUUGAAGACAGCCAUUCUAUUGGAUCUGAACGAUUUCAAAACUUUUCAUCAUGGAAGUCACUAGUAAAUGGAAUAGCCGUUUUACAACGAUUCAUUCAGUCGAGAUUCAAAAAGGUUACCUUACAAGAUAUCGAUGUAGUUAAGUCGCUCAAUGAGUCAGAAAUAUUUAUAAUUAAGACAAUUCAAAGUGAAGCUUACAGUUCAGAAAUAGACUGCAUAGUAAAUGGACAAAAUCUUAGGAAAAACAGUAGUAUUAUAUCUUUAGAUCCAUUUCUGGAUAGUGAAGGCAUUUUGCGUGUUGGUGGGAGACUCAAUAAAUCAAAUCUGCCAUACCAAGAAAGAAAUCCACUCAUUCUUCCAGGAAAAUGUCAUGUGUCAAAAUUACUAGUGCAACAUUUUCAUGCCCAAGUCAAGCACCAAGGACGACAUUUUACAGAAGGUGCCAUUCGUGCAGAGGGUUACUGGAUUACAGGCUCGAAACGUCUCGUAUCAUCUGUUAUACACCAUUGCGUCCCGUGUCGUAAACUCAGAGGUUGUUUGGAGGUUCAAAAGAUGGCUGACCUACCUACAGACAGAAUUGAACCCACUCCGCCAUUUACUAAUGUGGGGGUCGAUGCAUUUGGUCCUUGGUCUGUUAUUCAUCGCAGGACUCGUGGUGGCUGUUCAAAUUCUAAGAGGUGGGCUAUACUUUUUACAUGUCUUACGACACGUGCAAUACAUAUAGAAAUAGUUGAAGAGAUGUCUUCGAGUGCUUUCAUCAAUGCCUUACGCAGAUUCAUUGCAAUCAGAGGAAAAGUGAGUGUUUUUAGAUCAGAUCGCGGUUCCAAUUUUAUAGGUGCAGUGGAUCCUUUACACAUCGAGGCAAUUAACGUUGAAGAUGACAAAGUUAAAACAUUUAUGCAUGAAACGAGGACGAUUUGGAUUUUCAACCCUCCCCACUCCUCGCACAUGGGAGGAGCGGGGGAACGAUUGAUAGGCGUAACAAGAAGGAUUUUGGACUCAAUUCUUACAGAUGCAAACACAAAAUUUCUAACUCAUAAUGUUUUAGUUACCUUCAUGGCUGAAGUAGCGAGUAUAGUGAAUCAUAGACCGAUAGUUCCGGUUUCUUCUGACACUGAUAAUCCGUUUAUACUUUCACCGGCAGUGCUUCUUACUCAAAAGACAAAAUCUACAAUCGAAACCGAUUACAUUGGAGAAUUUGACACAAAGGAUCUUCUUCAUGCCGAAUGGAAGCGUGUUAUGGUUCUUUCUGACAUGUUUUGGUCAAGGUGGCGCAAAGAGUAUCUGAACAAUCUUCAGUCAAGGAGAAAAUGGCACAAGGAUGUUCCAAACAUAAAGGAAGGAGAUGUCGUUUUAUUGAGAGACAAAACUCUGAUUCGUAAUGAAUGGCCUCUUGGACUAGUAAUUCGUGCAUUCGCGAGUGAUGAUGGAAAAGUGAGAAAAACAGAACUACGUGUGAUUAGAGAUGGCAAACCAACCGUUUAUGUGCGACCAAUUACAGAACUUGUUCUUCUUGUCUCUGAUCGAGAACAAUGUGUUUGA
Mytilus trossulus (common blue mussel) is the source of this 3846-nucleotide messenger RNA. RefSeq lists its product as uncharacterized. The transcript has a single exon. The record is from RefSeq and is a predicted model, not a curated record. The coding region runs from base 1 to 3846 and encodes 1281 amino acids. Gene Ontology annotation, biological process: DNA integration. Gene Ontology annotation, molecular function: nucleic acid binding. Lineage: Eukaryota; Metazoa; Mollusca; Bivalvia; Mytilida; Mytilidae.